AUGCGCAUAUUAUUAUAUUUGAUUGCUCAAGCAUGUUUGCUACAAACCGUCUACUCCAGUUGGUUCAUGGAGGAAGCAAAAAAAUGCAACCCGUGGGAGCCUAGAAACUCUGGCUUACUCCCCUUCAGUGGGUUUAAAAUAUAUAGAGAAUUCAAGUUUGAGGGUUACUCCCUUAUCCCGAUGCAUUAUCUCACUCUCGUGCAUUGUGACCACGGAAAAGUUGACUACGAAACAUUGUCUGUGAUGCCUUCAACUAACAUGGAAUGGGAGAGGCCCUUUUGUAUGCUUAAACCCACGCUUGGUAAAUCAUUGCCCUUGUCUCCCAAAGAUACACCCAGAAGAGAUCUUUCCGGUUUGAAAGACCUCUUUCGCCAGAAAUUAGACUCUAAGCUAGAAAGUAUAACCAAUGGAAAAUACAUCCAAUACACCGGAAGUAGAAUGGCACAGCAUCAAGAAGACAUAAAGGAGUCCAAUUUCAGAGAUGUGUUAGAGUGGGAAGCCAAAAGCUUGGUUUGUUAUAAAAUGGCUCGAAAGAAGAAGUAUGCAAAGAAAGAUUUUGAUUUUUAUGUGCCUGAUACCUUUAUCGGUGGAUUGUUUGAAUGCCCGAUAAGUGCUGCUGACAGGAAGAGAAUUAUAAGUGGUUUGACGGUCGAACAAAUGAUGCAGCCCUUGGAUGCACAUUUCAAGUGUGAUCCGUCAACUGCAAGGCCAAUUGUACCACUAAUCGCAGAUGCUGCAAUAAACCAGUGGGUUGAGUAUAGCUGGAGUCCAAUUACUCCACUAUUGAGACAAACGAUACCUUAUUUAACUACAGCCUCUCCUCUAGACUUAAGAUUUGCAGCUACCUCAACCCCAGAUAUGCAUGCAGAUUCCUGGGCAAGCCAACUUCAAGUUAAUGAGAAUUAUGACUUUUCUCCCCUUGAUCUUCACUAUGCUUCAAAAGCAAUAGCAAUGUCAGCAAAUUUUAUCAACAAGCUCUUCAUAGUUGACGUGACCAAGAUACCAUUUGAUUUUGGCCUCACAAGGAGUCACAAACUGGAAGAUCCCUCAGCUCAGAAGAAGAACUUGCUUGCUAGGAUUGAAAAGUUCGAUUUCAAUCAGAAGCUAAUUUCGUUGCUUGCGUUAGUGAAAUAUGAUAAGGUUCAGCUUGCACACAUACAGAAGCUAUGGGACGAGAUUAAAGAUUGA
This is a messenger RNA of Dujonia railenensis, 1188 nucleotides long. The record is from the annotation of a GenBank genome assembly. NCBI's taxonomy places the organism in Eukaryota, Fungi, Ascomycota, Pichiomycetes, Serinales, Debaryomycetaceae.